Cuscuta campestris is the source of this 960-nucleotide messenger RNA. Lineage: Eukaryota; Viridiplantae; Streptophyta; Magnoliopsida; Solanales; Convolvulaceae. The record is from the annotation of a GenBank genome assembly.
UCUCUCUCUAGCCAUGUUGGGCGACGAGGAAGACCUAGGAAGAAGAUGACACCAAGCAACGCUCCAGGUAAUGUUUCAAAAGGAAAUAGGCAAGAACCAGGAAGUAAUAAGGGUGACGAGAAGAACGAUAAGAAAAGGGAAGGAUCGCCAGCACAAUCUACUCCUAAUCUGGAAGUUAUUUGUACUGAUGGAAAAACAGAUCCCAAGGAGAGGAAUACCCUAGAGGAAGAGGGGGGAGUCGAAGCUAAACAGAGGCAAAAUCCAUAUACCUUUGCAGAAGUUGUAGCGGGUAUUGCCGAUCAAGACACGAAUCUCCAAUUCAUUCCUGCAAUUGAGUGUGUUGUAUUUUGCAGGCAAAUCCUCCCUUGGAGCCUCAUAGGGAAGCCAAUUAAAAGAGACAAGGCAACUGCAAGAAAAACCAAGUAUGCUUUUGCUAGAAUUCAAAUAGAGGUCAAAGUUCAUCAGCACUUUCCAAAGGAUAUUGUUUUUAUUGAUGAUGAAGGGAGAGCCAUAACCCAGAAAAUUGAUUGCAUCUGUUCCAACUGCAAAAAACUAGGGCAUCUUCAAGAUAAUUGCAGAAAGAAGGAUACAAAGAAGCAGGAGGAUAAACAAAAAAGAGUGGUGUGGAGGCCAAAGGGAAAUAAGGAUGUUCAAAUAGAUGAUGAGGGGCCUGGAAAGACAGACCAACCCCAGAAAGAAAAGGGAACAGAAUCACCACCAGAUGAAGAAGGUUUCACAGUUGUAAGUGAGAAAAAAGUAUCUAAAAGGAUCCUUAUGAAUAUAGAGGAAGGGGACUUUAUGAGUAAGCUCCAAAAAUUGUUAGAGAAAGCCUCAUAUGAGGGGCAUUAUCCCUUCCUCAAAUGAUUGGUUGCUGGAAUAUAAGAGGGCUGAACAGCCCAAAUAAACAGGCUGGGAGGAAGUUAUCUUCUUCCUUAAUAAGAAUAAUUUUGAGUUGUUUGG